GGACAUCCCUAUUUUAAAUACAAACCAAUUCGAACAAAUAAAAUAAAAUAUUAUUUCAUAAGUGGCUGGGAAGUAAAAACACUCCAAAAUGAACAUAAAUCUACCCCAUUUCAACAUGAAGAACCUGGUGAAGGAGGCAGGCAGCACAAUAUCGCGUGUGGUGCAGCUGACCGAGGAGAAGCUUGGCACCACCGAACGCACCGAAUACGACUUGCAUUUCCAAAAUCUUGCCGAGCGUGCCGACGUGACCAAGACAUGGACGGAGAAGCUCGUGAAGGACACAGAAUCGGUGCUCAUACCGAAUCCACAGAACCGUGUCGAAGACUACAUAUUCGAAAAGAUAGAAAAGUCGAAGCCCAAACGAUUGAGUAACCUGGAGCACUUGGCCUUGGACAUGAUUGAGGCCGGCGGGGACUUUGGACAAGACUUGCCCUACGGCCAGGCCCUGAUCAAGGUCGGGCAGGCCGAGCAGAAGCUGGGCCAGUGCGAGCACGACUUCAUAGCCACCUCGGGCAUUUGCUUUACGCAACCGUUGCGCAAAUUCUUGGAGGGCGAAAUGAAGACGAUUAGCAAAGAGCGCGGCAUCCUCGAUACGAAGCGCUUGGAUCUGGACGCCUGCAAGAACCGGGUGAAGAAGGCGCGCAGCAUGCUGGGCCAGCAGUCGAAAGAUGGCAUCUCGCCAGAGGCUGCCUUAGAACAGGCAGAGCGCGACUUGCGCGUGGCCCAGGCCGAGUUUGACCGCCAGUCUGAAAUAACGAAGCUGCUGCUGGACGGGAUAAGCACAUCGCAGGCCUCCCACUUGCGCCAUCUGCAUGCCUUUAUCCAGACGCAGGUGCGCUACUACAAGCAGUGCGGCGAUGUCAUGGAGCAGCUGCAGCGGGAACUGGCCAACUUGGGAGGCCCGACACCAUACAUACCGCUCGACCAGAGCAACGCCAGUGCCAGCAAGUCCAACGCACCGGGCGGACCAUCGGCAACCCGUGCUGGUCCGGGCAACAAUAACAGCAGCAGCAGUCAGGCAUCAACAGGCCACAGGCCGACCAAUCAGCCCAUGCACGUCAACACGGAUCAAAUGCAGCGGGCACGUGUCCUCUGCUCAUAUGACGCCAAGGAUCACACCGAGCUUAAUCUGAACGCGAACGAGGUCAUAUUUGUCACCGAGUGCUCGCCCGUUAAUGAGGACUACAUGUACGCAAAGCAGGGACUCAUGAAGGGACUCGUGCCGCGGGCCUUUGUCGAAAUGCUCGAUGAGGAGCACGACGUCACCCUCUAAGGCCUCAAGGCUGGCAAUACAAAUGCAAUAAUAAUCUCAACCAAAUACUCGUAUGUUGGACAAAAGGAGAGGAAAGAGAUACUCAAACGAUUAUGGAAUGGAUUGAUGAUGGAAUUGGAAUGGCAAUUGGACAAUUAUAAAAUGCGGCCAAAUGGCAUUUGGCACUAGCAAGAGAGUACAAUAAUUUAUCAGAAGAAAUAUAGAUACAUACAUACAUGCAUACCACACAUAGUUAUAUACAAGGCAUAUACAUACAUGCAUGAACAUGGUAUUAUAGAGUAUACAUAGAGCAUCCUAGCUUAGGCCACGUUUACACCCUCCUCCGAAUCUCAUCCUUGCCCACGCCCACGCAUUUGCACAGCACAGCCACGCGAACUGCAAUAAUCGAAUGAAUCGUCGUUAGCUACUUAAACAAUAACUCUAAACUAUAAACUAUAAACUAUCAACUGAAUGCUUGGAAAACGAUUCUCAACUUUAUUAUUGUUACUGCGUAUCACAUAUCUGUAGAGAAGGUGUUGUAUGUUUAAGCUUCUCCCUCCCUCCACACUCGUGAAAGUAUUAUAUUUGUGUUAUGUUUGUCUCCAGUUGCAACAAACGAAAUUCACUGUGCUUUAAACUAUAUAUAUCCUAUAAUUAUAUAUGAGAUUGUUAAUCCUAUUUAUCUACAUAUUGUGCUAUUCUCAAGUGUUUCCCAUUUAAGCUAAUUAGUAUUUAACGUGAAUUUAAUUACUUAUUCAUUCCUUCUGCAAUUAAUUAUGUUGGCAAACGCAAAACCCUUUGGUGCAAUUUUCAAAAGUCAAUUAAAAUGAAUGUUGCCUCACAAAUCUAAGUGAAUCCUACCCAAAAAUUAAGAACAAACAAA
Drosophila guanche is the source of this 2135-nucleotide messenger RNA. RefSeq names its product endophilin-B1 (gene EndoB). Gene Ontology annotation, molecular function: protein binding. Gene Ontology annotation, biological process: membrane organization. Bases 89 to 1273 code for a protein of 394 amino acids. The record is from RefSeq and is a predicted model, not a curated record. Gene Ontology annotation, cellular component: membrane; cytoplasm. The transcript is spliced from 6 exons. Lineage: Eukaryota; Metazoa; Arthropoda; Insecta; Diptera; Drosophilidae.